Molecule: messenger RNA, 5843 nt
Organism: Larimichthys crocea (large yellow croaker)
Lineage: Eukaryota; Metazoa; Chordata; Actinopteri; Sciaenidae
Gene: syt3
Product: synaptotagmin III
Exons: 14
Coding region: 736-2427 (563 amino acids)
Biological process (GO): calcium-ion regulated exocytosis
Cellular component (GO): plasma membrane; exocytic vesicle
Molecular function (GO): phosphatidylserine binding; calcium ion binding; SNARE binding
Source: RefSeq, a predicted model, not a curated record
AAGGAGGGGUGAAAAUAAAAGAGAAGAAUACAGGAAACGGGAGGGAAAAGAGGGGAGGGAAGAGAUAUCAUAUUGUUCAUUUCUCCCUCUCAGUCUGCCAUCCCGGCUGCGGGGCUUCUUGCUCGGUGCGUCUUGGAGAGCCGAGAGAAGAGAAGAGGAGGAGGAGGAGGAGGAGGAGGAGGAGGUGGACAGCGCGAAAGAGGCGGAAUGCCCCUUUACAGGCGUCGCAUCUGACUAAAAACAGCGGAGCGAGCUCGUAAAUUCGGAAAUUGGACAGAGACGAGAGGACACAGUGUGUUUCUGCAGCGGUUCAGGUGAUGUUGGAGAACUUCUCUACAAAUCCACGCCGAUGUGUUGGAGAGACCACGGAAACCGAUGCAUCCCGGCGUUCACUAGUGUCUCCGCUCAGGCUUGCAAAUUCAACAUGGCCCAGAACCUCAAGAGUCAAGUUCAAUAAAGGUAAAGUGAGAGGGGUGGGUGUCGCUCAGUCAUACAUGGGCACGUCAGUCUGGUCUCUGUGAUCCAGACCAAGACACCCUGCAGAACCCCUCGUGUUCCACCUUUAUUGCCACCACCGCCGCCGCCGCCACCUCCUCUUUCCCUCAGUUCACACCUUGUAAAAGGUGGACGGGUCAACACUACUCUACUUCCCCGAGCGCCGUCCGAUAGGUGAGGGCGGCGAGGGCUGCGCUGUCAUUGGCUGACUGCUGGUGAGAGUGCGAUGCGGAUUGGAGGAUGUCGGGGGACUGGGAUGAAGACCUGUGUAAGAAGGCGCUGGUGUUGGUGGAGGAGCUCUGCUUCAACUCUCCGAGAGGUUACAGCCAGAGUGAACGCUGCCAGGAAUUCACCUACCUGCUGAGAGGUCGCAACAGACCGGUGGACGCAGAGAUCUCUGUCAGUCUGCUGUCGGUGAUCGUGACGUUCUGUGGCAUCGUCCUCCUCUCCGUCUCCCUCUUUGUUUCCUGGAAGCUCUGCUGGCUGCCAUGGCGGGACAAGGAAGGCGGAGGCCUGAGCCUGACGUCGGGUCUGCUGCCCGGGAGCGCCGGUGUCGGAAGCCUCGGAGGCACCGGCGGGUCGUCGCUCUUACCCCCGCUGCUGCAGAGGAAGGAGGGUCAGUCCUCGUCCUCGCUCUACCCCUCUCUGGGCCAGCAGGGCCAGCACCACCCUCAUUUCUCUGACCUGGUGGGGCUGGAGAGGGGGGAAGUUGGAGGUGUGGUUGGGGGGCCACAUGAGACCCAGGAGCACUCGUACCUGGACAUGGACUCCUACCCCAACAAUGCUGGAACUCUGAAGCUGAGCCAGACGUCUCCAGAUGUCCCUAACUCAGAGGUCGGAGCCCAACCACAUAAAGACCUGCCAAACGCUCACUCCCAGCAGCAGGUCACCGCACGGCCCAAGCCCAUGACUCACCAGCUCUCCAGUCCUGAUUUCCAUGCCGAGGAGAAGGAGCAGGUAACCAGCAUCGGGCAGAUCAAACCCGAGCUCUACAGACCCAAAGGCGACCAGGGCGAAGGCAAACAGGGCGACAACUGUGGCAAGAUCAGCUUCCUCCUGCGCUACGCCUUCAAUACGGAGCAGUUGGUGGUGAAGAUCCUGAAAGCUCUGGACCUGCCAGCGAAGGACGCCAACGGCUUCUCUGACCCCUACGUGAAGAUCUACCUACUGCCAGACAGGAAGAAGAAAUUCCAGACCAAGGUCCACAGAAAGACCUUAAACCCAGUGUUCAACGAGACUUUUCAGUUCGGCGUGCCGCUGAAUGAGCUACAUUCCAGGAAGCUGCAUUUCUCCGUGUACGACUUCGACCGCUUCUCCAGACACGACCUGAUCGGCCAGGUAGUGGUGGACAACCUGCUGGACUUCAGCGAGGGCAGUGGGGACAAACCAGUCUGGAGGGACAUCGUGGAGGGCACCGCGGAGAAGGCUGAUCUCGGGGAGCUUAAUUUCUCGCUGUGUUACCUGCCCACUGCAGGCAGGCUCACCGCUACAGUCAUCAAGGCCACCAACCUCAAAGCCAUGGAUCUGACCGGCUUCUCAGACCCGUACGUGAAGGCCUCUCUGAUCUGUGACGGGCGAAGGCUAAAAAAGAGGAAGACCUCCAUCAAGAAGAACACACUGAACCCCACGUACAACGAGGCGCUGGUGUUUGACAUUCCCAACGAAAAUAUAGAAAGCGUGUCCAUCAUCAUCGCGGUGAUGGACUAUGACUGUAUCGGUCAUAACGAGGUUAUAGGGAUGUGUCGUGUGGGCAGCGAGGCUGAAGGUCCAGGGAGGGAGCACUGGGCAGCCAUGCUGGCCAAUCCACGCAAACCAAUAGAGCACUGGCAUCAGCUUGUGGAGGAAAAAGCAAUUGGCACGUUCGUGUCGAAGAGUGCUACAGCAUCCUCCCCUAAGCCGCAUAUCGUGGUGGACAGUCCUCACUCCGAUUAAAACUGUCAUUCUCAUCUCUCCAGCUCCAGACUUUCUCCUUUCUUUCCUCUCAUCUGUGAAUAAUUCUCUCCAUCAAAGAAAGAGAGAGACGCAGGGACACCGCUAGUGUCCAACUGCUAGUGCCGUCUUUGCUCCUGCUAAUGAAUCCUCCCAAGUCCUGUGCUGUCUUUACCGAGCCGGGAGUCCAAAAAAAAGAAAAAAACGAAUAAAUAAAUUUAAAAAAAUACAACGACAUCCAUCAUAAGCUACACUUUGAGCAUCAGACUACACAUUUACAGACACACAAGACACUAAAUGGUACAGUAGGACUGAUAUCGGGUGUAAAUUUGGGAUCAUAUAACUCACACACACACACACAUAUACACACACGAAUACACACAGAGUUAGUAGUAUGUGCGUAGUUCAUGUGUGCUUCAGAUUAGUGUAGUAUUUCAUCUAGGAAGGAGUGUGAUGUGACAAACUUUUCUCUCUUGAAAACAAACAAAAAAAAUUAAAGAAAAAAAAAAAAAAGAAAGCCAUCGUAGAAUGGUCAUUUCAACCAGGACCAAAGGUUCAUGCCCUUGUACAGACUAUAAAAGAAGAAAAUCACUAUGUCGAUAUUUUUCUUUGCAACAUUUUGGUGUACAGUCUACGCCGUACUGUCUGGGAAAACAUCUCACGUAGUACUUAGCAGGACGAAACACCUGAGGUGGAUUCCCCCCGGCCAUUUUGGACGCCUUCUCCAGAUGCCGUACCCUCUUGUUUCAAGACUCUUCACUUAUUUUUCCCCCAGAGGAAAGACGACGAAGCAUCCGGUGGUCUUUAUUGAUGUCAGAGGAGCGGGAAAAACUUGAGGACGGACUCAUCGGUUUAAGCAUGUUAAAGCAACCUUGAAAUGUGUCCCUCUUUGUCACACUCCUCAUGGUGCUCAUCGGUAUCGUUUUUUAUGGUUUUGCUUUGUCGUUUGUGUGACACUGUAUACAUCAAAUCAUCCGAAAAGGAGUUCAUUCAUGCCAUUUUUUUAAAAAGUCCACCGAGGAUACGAUGGCGUGAGCUCCUGAGAGAUUAUGGACUAGUUGAUCGUCCUCUGCUUUCUGGCCAAACACGGCAGACUUUUCCUGAUGUAGGACUGCACAGGUGGAACGAAACCUGCCUUUUCGGAUCGGACCAGCAUCUGUUUGGAUUGCACUCGCUGAAGGAUGUAUUCCACAGGGAAGGAUAUCACCACUCUACUUUAUUUUUCUAUCAUUCCAGGACUUCUUCUUCUUCUUCUUCUUUUUUUUUUUUUGUUGUUGUUUCCUCUUCUUCUCUCAAGAAGUCAUCGUCCAGCUUCGACUGAGAAAAAAAGAGAUCUUCAAAGUCCACAUCACGCCUGUGACGAGACUUUAGAAGGACACACACACGUCCCGUUGUUGCUUUUACUAGUGUGUGUUUCCGUGUUUGUGGGCGUGUUUGUUUUGUAUUUGUGCGCGUCCGUGUGUGUGUGUGUAUGCCUGUGUGUGUGUCACUGUGACCUUGUGUGUGACACGUUCCUGUGCUCACCUCCUCCCUCCCUCCCUCGUCCUUCUCCUGUCUUUGCCUCCCCCCCUCCUCACACCUUAAAUCCCGGCAUCCACAGACUGAAAACGCUCGUCUCCGGAGCCAAAUGUGUCUUCUGUCCUGUGUCUUUACAAGGAGCCAUUUUGUGUGUAUGUAUGUGUGUGUGUGUGUGAGAAUGUGUGUGUGUGUACUAUACGUGCCUCAUUGCACUAGGUGGGGAAACACUGUCUUUCAUAGACAUUAGUUUGUAUUGUCUAUGUCGUCUCUGAAAAUCAGCUGCCAAUCAUUCAGCCCUCCUCUCCUCUCUAACCCUUUGCCUGAUGUAAGUAACCGUGUUGAUCGUGUACUUCUUUCAGUAAUUUGUGUACUGUAUGUCCGAGGGGGGAGCAAAAAAAAAAAAACAGAUGGCACAGUGAUUGAAAAUUAAAUUGUUGGGUGUGUUUUGAUUAAAUUUACGAGGUGGAAAACAAAAAAAAUGAAAGAGGGAAAAAGAAAAAAAAACAUCCGAGGCUCAUUUGUUACAGCCUACAGAUCGUGACAAAUUUAGAUCCCCUUAAAGCAAGACAACAGGGAGGAGGUGUUAUGAGAAAACGAGCGCCUGGACUUUCUGCACUUCCUGAGUAAAAAAAAAACAAAACAGACUUCUUAUAAAGCCAUGUCUGUCACCGCUACUACUACGACUACUACUACCGUAACCUCAGCAAAACAACAGUACAACACCUCACUACAGCUACUUGUAUUGCUAUCGUUGCCAUUUCUCUUUCAUCCUCUCUCACACACACACACACACACUUUUAAUGGAAGAGUGUGUGUGUGUGUGUGCGCGUGUGUGUGUGUGUUUCAGUGGGAGGGAUCUAGUUUCUUUCUCUUUAACUCUCAGACCGUGGAAGUGCAGUGAGACUUGUGCUUGAUCGGGUGGUGGUGGUGGUGGUGGUGGUGGUGGUGACCUGACACAUCCCGCCAUCAUACCUGCAAGUAUUCUGUGUGGUUUGUCAGCUGGGGGAUUAUUGACCAGCUUGUAUAAGUAGAUAUGGUAUUGAUCCAUCGGUCUCCAGGCCCCAUAACUCUCUCUCUCUUUCCCAGCCUCCCUCCCUCUCUCUCUCCCUCUCUCUCUCUCUCUCUGCUUGUGUCUACCCCUUUCUGUCCCUCGUGUUACCGCCUGGUGAUAGAUUACAAAACUGGUAGCGUUCUCUCCUCUCCUCCCGUCGUCCGCCUCCUUUCUUUCCGUUUCUGAUCACCGUCUGAUAACUCAUCCUCUCGUUCUCCGGCAAACCCUUUCACCUUUCCUCCUCCCCCCUUUCCUCACCUAUCCCGUUUCUCGCCCUCGUCCCGUCCUCUAUCUCACAUCCCUCCAUCUUGCCUUCUUUCUUUCUGUGUUCGACACCCCCCUCCUGCUCCUCCUCCUCCUGCUCCUCCUCCUCCUCCUCCCUCUCUAUUCUCUCUCCUCUCUCUCGCUGUCUUCUCGUGUUAGUGCAGUUCUGAAUGGUCAUGGGGAAACAUGUUUGCAUGCUUAUAUUAACAUGAAUGAUGUCAACUUGAUGCAAUGAAAAAUUAUAUAAGUGAUGCUUUAAGCAAAAUCUGACAAUGAACUUGAUACUAAUACUACUAAUGACGACUCAAUGGAGACCUAGCAAUUGUUUAUCUCUGUGGUCAAAAACAACGAUGAUGAUGUAUUUAUCUUUCUCGAAUUGGUAUUUUCUUUUUUGAUUUUCAAAUGUUUGGGGGUUUUUUUUAUAUAUAAUUUAUUCAAGAGGUUUACUUUUUUAUUGGUUAAUGCUGAGAAUUUGAGUGAGGGGUUCAGUCGGGACAGCUGUACCAGGUCGCAGGAUUUAGGUGAAUGUGUAAGUAACAGUGUGGCUGAAGCAAUGAUAAUGGAAAUAAAGGAUAUGUAUCAUCCA